GGAUUUUUUCGCUAAGACUUGAGACUUCUUACUGGUCAAUAUGAGGGAAAUUGUGCAUCUUCAGGUUGGUCAAUGUGGCAAUCAAAUUGGUUUGAAAUUUUGGGAAGUGAUUUCGGACGAGCAUGGGAUCAAUUGCAAUGGAAUUUAUGCUGGAGACAAUGAUCUGCAGCUGGAGAGGGCAAAUGUCUAUUAUAACGAAUCUACGACUGGGAAUUACGUUCCGCGAGCUGUAAUGGUGGAUUUGGAGCCUGGGACAACGGAUGCUGUGCGAGGAAGUGCACUUGGGGGUCUCUUUCGUCCUGAUAACUUUGUCUUUGGGCAAUCAGGAGCGGGGAAUAACUGGGCCAAGGGUCAUUAUACCGAAGGAGCUGAAUUACUGGAUUCUAUACAGGAUGUGGUACGUCGGGAAGCUGAAGGAUGUGAUUGUCUGCAGGGAUUUCAGAUGACUCAUUCACUAGGGGGAGGUACUGGUUCAGGAUUGGGCACUUUGUUAAUUUCCAAAAUUAGGGAAGAAUAUCCUGACAGGAUAAUGAAUACUUUCUCGGUUAUUCCGUCACCGAAAGUUUCAGAUACGGUUGUGGAGCCUUAUAAUUCCACAUUGAGCUUCCAUCAGCUGGUUGAGAAUACCGAUGAGACUUUCUGCAUAGACAACGAAGCUCUCUAUGAUAUUUGCUUCCGGACUCUGAAGUUGCAGACUCCGACGUAUAGCGAUCUCAAUCAUUUAGUGUCCAUUACGAUGUCUGGAAUCACGACAUGUCUCAGGUUUCCGGGGCAAUUGAAUGCAGAUUUGCGUAAAUUGGCCGUAAACAUGGUGCCUUUCCCACGAUUGCAUUUCUUUAUGCCGGGAUUUGCUCCAUUGACGGCUCGUGGAGAUCAGCAUUAUCGCUCAAUUACCAUUCCUGAACUGACACAGCAGAUGUUCGAUGCUAAAAAUAUGAUGACUGCCUGUGAUCCUCGCCAUGGACGGUACUUGACUGUGGCAGCGGUUUUUCGGGGUAGGAUGAGCAUGAAGGAAGUUGAUGAGCAAAUGCUGAAUAUUCAGAAUAAGAAUAGUAGCUACUUUGUGGAGUGGAUUCCGAAUAAUUGCAAAACUGCUGUCUGUGAUAUUCCACCGAGAGGACUAAAAAUCGCAGCGACUUUUAUUGGUAACACUACGGCAAUCCAGGAGAUCUUUAGGCGCAUCUUUCAGCAAUUCACUUCUAUGUAUCGUCGGAAGGCUUUUCUGCACUGGUACACUGGUGAGGGGAUGGAUGAAAUGGAAUUCUCAGAGGCUGAGAAUAAUGCCAAUGACCUCAUAAGCGAGUAUCAGCAAUAUCAGGAGGCAGUUAUUGAUGAUGAUCAGGAAUUUAUUGAAGAAAAUGAGGAAGAAGAAACUUUUGAAACUGUUGAAAAUUAACAAUUGAAGACUUUUCUGAACUAAAAAUUUAUGUUAUUUCAUUUAUUCACUGAAAUAAAACACUUUUGCUUUCGUC
This is a messenger RNA of Phlebotomus papatasi, 1472 nucleotides long. Its product is annotated as tubulin beta chain-like. Gene Ontology annotation, biological process: microtubule cytoskeleton organization; mitotic cell cycle. Lineage: Eukaryota; Metazoa; Arthropoda; Insecta; Diptera; Psychodidae. The coding region runs from base 41 to 1396 and encodes 451 amino acids. The record is from RefSeq and is a predicted model, not a curated record. Gene Ontology annotation, cellular component: cytoplasm; microtubule. Gene Ontology annotation, molecular function: GTP binding; GTPase activity; structural constituent of cytoskeleton. The transcript has a single exon.